AUGGCUGCACUGAGUUGUCUUCUGGACAGUGUUAGAAGGGACAUAAAGAAGGUGGACAGAGAACUAAGGCAGUUGAAAUGCAUUGACGAACUCAGCACACGAUGCCUGUGUGACUUAUACAUGCACCCAUAUUGCUGCUGUGACUUGCACCCGUACCCGUACUGCCUGUGCUAUUCAAAGCGAUCACAGUCCUGCGGCCUGUGUGAUUUCUACCCAUGUUGCCUGUGUGAUGCCAAGCUUUACUGUCUUCGCCCGUCUCUCAGAAGUUUGGAGAGGAAAGCCAUUAGAGCCAUAGAAGAUGAAAAGAGAGAGCUUGCCAAAUUAAGAAGAACAACAAAUAGAAUUCUAGCCUCCUCUUGCUGUAGCAGUAACAUUUUAGGAUCAGUGAACGUGUGCGGCUUUGAACCCGAUCAAGUCAAGGUGCGAGUGAAGGACGGAAAGGUGUGCGUGUCAGCUGAGCGCGAGAACAGAUACGACGGCCUGGGAUCGAAAAAGUACAGCUACAUGAACAUCUGCAAAGAGUUCAGCUUGCCCCCGUGUGUAGAUGAGAAGGACGUGACGUACUCCUACGGGCUCGGCAGUUGUGUCAAGAUCGAGUCUCCCUGCUACCCUUGCACGUCUCCCUGCAACCCCUGUGAUCCCUGCAGCCCCUGUGACCCCUGCAACCCAUGCUAUCCCUGUGGGAGCCGGUUUGCCUGUAGGAAGAUGAUUUUGUAA
Globicephala melas (long-finned pilot whale) is the source of this 717-nucleotide messenger RNA. It is a transcript of the gene ODF1, whose product is annotated as outer dense fiber of sperm tails 1. The record is from RefSeq and is a predicted model, not a curated record. Lineage: Eukaryota; Metazoa; Chordata; Mammalia; Artiodactyla; Delphinidae. Gene Ontology annotation, cellular component: outer dense fiber.